Messenger RNA from Notothenia coriiceps (black rockcod), 673 nucleotides. Its product is annotated as neuropilin-2-like. The record is from RefSeq and is a predicted model, not a curated record. The transcript has 5 exons. NCBI's taxonomy places the organism in Eukaryota, Metazoa, Chordata, Actinopteri, Perciformes, Nototheniidae. Gene Ontology annotation, cellular component: membrane. Bases 2 to 673 code for a protein of 223 amino acids.
AAUGACCACGCCGGCCAACACCGCCACGCCGACUGUUCCCGCCGACGCUGAGACCACCACCGCCACCAGCUUUACUACAGUAGCCACCUAUCCUCCAUCAGACAGCAUUUGUGACUUCGAUCAGGGCCUGUGUGGGUGGACUCACGACCGCAACGCCCCCCUGCUCUGGACCCUGCACAGCCACGAGCUCAACAGCUACCUGCACAUGGACGCCAGCCUAAAGACGGAGCAGCAGCAGGCCUGGAUCGUGAGCCCGGUGCUGGGGGCCGACAGCGGGCCCCUGUGCCUCAGCUUCUCCUACCAGCUGUCGGGGGAGGCCCAGGGCCACCUGAAGGUCCUGCUGCGGGACGCCCACAACGAGGAGACCGUGUUGUGGACCCUGAAAGACGACCAGGGCCCCGUGUGGAGGGAGGGACGCACCAUCCUGCCUCGCUCCCCCAAAGACUUCCAGGUUGUGAUGGAGGGUUUCUUCGUGCACGGCACCAGAGGACACAUCUGGAUAGACAACAUCCACAUGAGCUCCAGCACGCCCCUGAAAGAGUGUGGGUGUGUGAUACUUAUAAUCCUUCCGAAGGAGAAGGACAAACGUGUGACCGUGUGCCUUGCACGAUUGACGACAGGAGAGACUCAUUUGGGAAGAGGAGACGCAGGACGCGACAAGACGAGUCAGUGA